AUGGCGACAUUGCAAUCGGAGCUUGACAACAUGACGCCUUCCUCUCUUUCCAAGCGCAACCAAGAUCCCACCUCUUGGCUUCCUAAACCCUCUCCGCAAUAUUCGUUAGAAUCACACCAAAAUACCAUAAACUGUAUCGCUUUCCAUCCGGUGUUCUCCUCAAUUGCCUCUGGUUCGGAUGAUUGCACAAUCAAAAUCUGGGACUGGGAACAUGGAGAGCUGGAGAAGACCCUUAAAGGUCACACAAGAGCAGUGUCGGAUGUUGACUUCGGUGGUCCACCAGGCGGCAUCCUUCUGGCGUCUUGCAGCUCUGAUUUGUCUAUCCGGUUAUGGAAUCCGGCGGAUGGGUAUAAAAAUAUUCGAAAUCUGCAGGGUCAUGACCACAGCGUUAGCGCUGUCCGGUUCAUACCAUGUACGAACCUACUUGCCAGUGCAAGCAGGGACAAAAGUUUGAGGAUAUGGGAUAUCACCACGGGGUAUUGUGUGAGAACAAUACAGGGCCAUAGUGGAUGGGUACGAGACGUAUGUCCCUCAUUCGAUGGGAAUUUUCUGCUCUCAACGGGGGAUGACAUGACAGUUCGGCUGUGGAAUAUUUCUGUUAUAUCCCAGCCUGAAAACAAACUGAUAAUGGAUGGCCAUCAGCACGUCAUUGAAUGCUGUGCACUUGCCCCGCCGACCUCAUACCAGUACCUAGCACGCUUAGCGGGACUUAAGCACGGUCCACUCGCAAGUGGUGCAGCUGAGUUUAUGGCAACCGGCUCUCGAGACAAGACCAUCAAGAUUUGGGAUGCUCGCGGGACUUGCAUCAAGACACUAAUAGGCCAUGAUAACUGGGUGCGGGCGAUAACCUUCCAUCCUGGCGGCAAAUACCUCCUCUCCGUUUCGGACGAUAGGACAUUGCGAUGCUGGGACCUGAGCCAAGAAGGAAGGUGCAAAACGCUAACGGAUGUUCAUGAGCGCUUCAUCACAUGUUUGAGAUGGGCCCCAGGAAUUGUCAAAAAUGCGCCUGCCAGUUACGAGAACUCUUCUGAGACGCCGCCCAGUGGAGACUACGCGAAAGCGACGGCCAAGGUAACUGGAGUAGAAUUUUCCGAUGUCCAGAUCCGCUGCGUUAUCGCUACCGGAGGGGUUGAUCGAAAGUUGAGGAUUUUUGCGAGCUGA
Molecule: messenger RNA, 1161 nt
Organism: Aspergillus pseudoviridinutans
Lineage: Eukaryota; Fungi; Ascomycota; Eurotiomycetes; Eurotiales; Aspergillaceae
Product: WD40 repeat domain-containing protein
Exons: 1
Coding region: 1-1161 (386 amino acids)
Molecular function (GO): protein binding
Source: RefSeq, a predicted model, not a curated record